GACUCGGACAGCGCUGCGCCCGCAGGUUGGUUAUCAGCUCCGGACCGCUGGAACACUCUGAGCAGGGACUCUGCACUCCACCGCUUUGUUUUCACUUGGAAACGUUUUAUAUAAGACGAUCAGAAAUUAAGUUUCUUCACUGUGGUAUUCGUUGAUUUAACCAGGAUUUGUUGAUCAGUACCAGGACAUUCACUCUUAUCCCGUGUCCAAAGCUGACCGGCGAGAUUGUCGGUGGAACCGGCCGGGCUUUUGGGGGACAGAAAGAAACCGACGCGUAACUGACACCCAGCCCGGCAAAUUUACAGCGUGGGAUGGUGGAGAUGAGUUUCAGGAGCACGGAGAGUUGGCGCUGCGUUAACGGCACUUGCGCGGAGAAAGUUGAUCCCUUCCCGCCGCCGCUCUCUUCCACCUUCGCGCUCAUCCUCCUUGGCGUCGCGAUCGUCGGCGUCGUGGCGCUGUCUCUCACCACGCACCACUGCCACAAAGGCAAAAUGAAGAGGCGGAAGAUCCAGAGAGCUCAGGAGGAAUAUGAGAGGGAUCAGCUCAGCCCUGUUCCGGCCGCAAGAAAAGCUGAUCACUGCGUGAUCGCGCGUCCUGCCGCCGGACGCACUGAAUCACCGCCUGGCCGUCAGGACCCCGCCGCUUUAUCCGCGCACCCCGGAGCCGUGGAGGCCGGAGCCCUCGAGGAUGUAGCUGUAUCACGAUAACAUGCAGAUCUAAAACUAUAUGGGACUUGUAUGUGUCCUGGAUGCAUUGUGAAACACCCAUGCCGCUCCGUGUUACUCAUAACGUACGUGGGACAUGUCUGCAAUUUCCCCCCCGUUUUCUUCAACUAUAGGAAAAGGAGUUAAAAACAACAUCAACAAACAGCAGCACUCAUUUAGGCUAUGUGAAUGUUUUUCCUGCUUUCAAUAUAUUCGAUAGCCAUCUAUAUAUACUGCACUGUGUGUGGACAUUAAUGGUGUAAAGAAGUUGAACAUCAGGCCAGCUGUGGACUGUAAUGAAGCUCGUCAACCUUGAGCUGCAGUUUUACUGAAUGCUGCUGUCCAAGGUGCUGAUCAUAUGAUCCUCCACACUGACUUGCCUCCUGUACUAGAGCGUUUCUGAUGGAAAAAAUAAAGUUUUUUUUUUUUUUUUUUUUAAUGUAAUACCCGUACGAAUUCUAACAAACUCCUUUUGAAUCCACUGAAAGGCUUUAAGGUCUG
Molecule: messenger RNA, 1205 nt
Organism: Neoarius graeffei (lesser salmon catfish)
Lineage: Eukaryota; Metazoa; Chordata; Actinopteri; Siluriformes; Ariidae
Exons: 1
Coding region: 312-707 (131 amino acids)
Source: RefSeq, a predicted model, not a curated record